AUGGAUUUAAAGGAAUUACAAGAUAUUGUAGAGGAAAUGGAAAACAAGCACGAUCCGGGGAAGGAUGAAGAGACUAGGAAAGGACAAUUGGAGGAUCAGAAAGAAAAAGUUGAGAAUGUACCCAUGGUAAGACAAGAGAAUGCAAAUGCAGAAGGACGAACAGGUGAAGAAAGCGAAAGACAAGAAAUGGAAUCAAUUGAUGAAUCCUUGAAGUCAACAGAGCAUUUGCUUACGAGGUUUGAAAAUGAAAUGAAAGCGUUUCAUGUACGAAUGGAUGAAUUGAACCAGAUUAUGAAUGAAGAGGAGUUUCAAAAGUUUUCAGAAAAGAUAUAA
Messenger RNA from Schizosaccharomyces osmophilus, 333 nucleotides. RefSeq lists its product as uncharacterized. The transcript has a single exon. The record is from RefSeq and is a predicted model, not a curated record. NCBI's taxonomy places the organism in Eukaryota, Fungi, Ascomycota, Schizosaccharomycetes, Schizosaccharomycetales, Schizosaccharomycetaceae. Bases 1 to 333 code for a protein of 110 amino acids.